This is a messenger RNA of Neoarius graeffei (lesser salmon catfish), 1881 nucleotides long. Its product is annotated as E3 SUMO-protein ligase ZBED1-like. Bases 1 to 1881 code for a protein of 626 amino acids. Gene Ontology annotation, molecular function: DNA binding; protein dimerization activity. The record is from RefSeq and is a predicted model, not a curated record. The transcript is spliced from 3 exons. Lineage: Eukaryota; Metazoa; Chordata; Actinopteri; Siluriformes; Ariidae.
AUGGCUGAAGCAGGAGCUGAAGCGGAGUCAGGGGAUUUGAUCCCAAAGAAAAACAGCACGUCGGCCAUUUGGCAGUAUUUUGGAUUUGAAGCCUCAGACGAACAUCAGAAACAGGUGCUGUGCAAAACAUGUCGUGCAAAAGUGGCUACAUCCGGUGGAAACACUACUAAUUUAUACCGCCACUUGAAAGUUCACCACGCGAAUUUGCAUGAAGAGUGCAUGGCGAAAAAGACCCAUGAGACAUCUAAUAGUAGUGAAAGUACUUCAGCCAAACAGACAACAAUUACAACUUCUUUUGCUAGUGUAACUCCGUAUGACAGAAGUAGCCGAAGACACAAGGAGAUAACUGCUGCAGUAACAAACUACAUUACAAAGGACAUGGUGCCUGUAAACACGGUCACCAAAGACUCGUUUAAAAGUUUACUCCGCACAAUGGAUAAGAGGUAUGUUCUGCCCUCCCACACAUACUUCAAUCAGGUUGCCAUCCCACAGCUCUAUGCAGAAUGUAAGGCCAAGGUGGCGAAAGAGCUGGAAGAUAUUGAGUUUUAUGCGUCAACUACUGAUAUGUGGUCAAGCAGAACGACCGAGCCAUAUAUGAGUCUGACGGUGCAUUUCGUCAAUGCCAACUUCGAGUUGAGAAGUCGCUGCCUGCAGACCGCAUACUUCCCCACUGACCACACCAGAGAGAAUAUUGCCAUGGGGCUGAAAGAGUGUUUGUCAAGCUGGGGUCUAAAAGAAGAGGCCCAGACGUGCAUAACAACAGACAACGCUACAAAUAUGAUAAAAGCAAUGGAACUUAACCAAUGGACCAGACUGCAGUGUUUCGGACACAGACUGCAUCUUGCAAUUGAAAAUGCUGUCAAAGAUGACCAAAGAGUCAAAAGGGCCACAGGACUUUGCAAGCAGCUGGUUGGGGUCUUCACUCACAGCUGGAAGAAGAAGUCGGCGCUAAAACAGGCACAGCAGGAAUUGAACUUACCUGAACACUCACUGAUUACUGAAUGUCCGACACGAUGGGGCUCACGGCAGAAAAUGAUUGAGAGGGUGUUGGAGCAGAGCAAGGCACUGUGCCAGGUUCUGUCUGAAGACAGAAAGACACGGCACCUGGUCCCCACUUGGCAAGACACAGAUGUCCUUGAAUCCAUAAACAGUGCCCUUGGUCCUCUUCAGGAGUUCACAGACGCCCUCUCAGGUGAGGACUACGUAAGCGUGUCAUACCUGAAGCCAGUGCUUCAUCUCCUAAGAACAUCAACGCUUGCUGAAAGUGACCAGGACACGGAUCUGACCAAGGAGAUAAAAUCAAGAGCUCUCCACUACAUUGAAGACAAAUACAAUGACCCAGUGACACAGGACCUCCUGGACAUCACAUCAUUCCUUGAUCCGAGAUUCAAGACGGCCUACAUCAGUGAAGAGAAUGUCCCAUACAUCAAAGACAGAGUGAAGAUGGAAAUGGAACAGGUGGCACAAAAGGAGCAGAGGGCUUGUGUCACAACCCAUCCCAUGCCCCCAAGUGCAGCAGAAGAACCACCAUCCACCUCUACAGGAAAGCAAAAGCGGUCAUUGGCCAGUUUUUUCAAGAGCAAGGCUGUCCCUGCUUCCUCCUCUACUGUGCAGUUGGAGGAUACCAUUAAAGCAGAACUGGACAACUACCUCAUAACUCCUACUAUUGAUGGAGAGCAAGAUCCACUGGCCUGGUGGAGAGUGCACCAUGUCAACUUUCCAUGGCUGAGCAAAUUGGCUUGGAAGUACCUUUGCAUACCAGCUACAAGCUCACCAUCAGAGAAACUGUUCAGUGCCAGUGGCAAUAUUGUCACAUGUCAGCGUGCAAGUCUAAAACCAGCAAAGGUCGACAUGUUGGUUUUCUUGGCCAAAAAUCUCUGA